GCCUUGUUCUUGAAUGGUUUGGCGAUUAAUUAGUUGAGGCACACGAAUAUGAAUGAUCUGAUGAUCUUUACUAUCAUUCUUCUUUUGUUACUCUUCCUUCACUGUGUGAGUGAUUUAUUAUUUCCAUGCAUUCAAAUCCAAAUCAGUGAAGGUUUUUGCAAACAUCAUCAAGAUGAUGAAUGGAAAAGCCUCCGUCUCUAAGGAACUUAAUGCCAAACACAUCAAGGUUCCAUUUUCCCUUUUACUCUUUAUUUUAUUUUAAUUUAUUUAUUGAUGCUUUCCAGUUGAUACAGGUUUUAGAGGGACUUCUUAGGCUACCUGACAAUAGGGAAUGUGCAGAUUGCCGGAAUAAGGCACCACGAUGGGCAAGUGUGAACCUAGGAAUUUUCAUUUGCAUGCAGUGUUCAGGAAUUCACCGAAGUCUUGGAGUACACAUAUCACAGGUGCGGUCUACAACUUUGGAUACAUGGUUGCCAGAACAAGUGUCUUUCAUGCAACUUAUGGGUAAUGUGAAUGCCAAUAAGCACUGGGAGGCAGAGCUGCCGACAAAUUUUGACAGAAAUGGAUAUGGAAUCGACAAAUUUAUUCGGGCCAAGUAUGUGGAUAAAAAAUGGGCUUCAAAACAUGGUCUACAAGCAGCAUCUGCAAAGUCAUCUGAAACAUUGAGGAAUCAUCAAAGGAAUAGAAGAUUGUCUCUUGAGGAAAGCAUUCUUGUGGGCCACAUGGCGCAAAUUCAGCCGCCACAGCCGCAAGUUGCAAAAUCUCAUGAGAUCCCCUCAGGUUUGGAAAGAAAGAAAAGUGCACCACAAGUAAAGAUCAGGGGGCCAUCGGCAUCACUUGAUUUUGAUAAUCUCACAAGAAAUGGAAACAGUACUACCGUUGAUCUUUUUGCCUUUCUUAAUUUCAAUGAUAAUAAUAAUAAUAAUAAUAAUAAUAAUCAAAAGGCUGUCUUCUCAUCAUCAUCAGCAACUUCAACUCCUACAAGCUGGACAACAUUUGAUUGUAAGAUCACAACAAUCAUAUAUAAUUAUUAUAUAUUCUUGUGUAUUGUGUUUUUUCAACUUCUAAAUUAUUAAAUCAAAUAUUAUUUAUGUUUGCAGGAGAUUACAUUAUUUGUAUGUAAAUAUGUACAAGGGUGUUAGUAUAUAGAUUGUUGCUUUGGGUAGGUGUAACAAGAUUAUAUAGUUGCAGAGGAUCUUGCAGUGUGGCAAAACCUUUGUGAAUUGAGGAGCAUGCUAAGCUUACCAUUAGGAUUUAAUUAUUAAAGGCUGCACCACUUUGGCAUUGAUAUCUUUCGUGUAGCUCCCUAGCUAUGACUUAUUAGUUGCUAACGUAGCCAUUUUGAUGAUUGGGGAAUUGGUAG
This is a messenger RNA of Arachis stenosperma, 1363 nucleotides long. Its product is annotated as probable ADP-ribosylation factor GTPase-activating protein AGD15. Gene Ontology annotation, molecular function: GTPase activator activity. The transcript has 7 exons. Bases 180 to 1076 code for a protein of 298 amino acids. The record is from RefSeq and is a predicted model, not a curated record. Lineage: Eukaryota; Viridiplantae; Streptophyta; Magnoliopsida; Fabales; Fabaceae.